CUCCGGCCAGGAGGGGGCCGAGGGAUGAGCCAGCGGGGGAGGCUGACAUCACCAUGGCACCAGCCCUUUAAACCCCUCACCCAGCCAGCGCCCCGUCCUGUCUGUCCAACCCCGGACACAGAGACCUCACUCCUUCCUGAGUGUCCUGAAGACUCCCUCUCUUGCCCAUCAUGGCCAACAAAGGUCCUGCCUAUGGCAUGAGCCGCGAAGUGCAAUCCAAAAUUGAGAAGAAGUACGAUGAGGAGCUGGAGGAACGGUUGGUGGAGUGGAUCAUAGUGCAGUGUGGCUCUGAUGUGGGUCGUCCAGACCGCGGGCGCCUGGGCUUCCAGGUCUGGCUGAAGAAUGGUGUGAUCCUGAGCAAGCUGGUGAACAGCCUAUAUCCUGACGGCUCCAAGCCAGUGAAGGUGCCUGAGAACCCACCAUCCAUGGUCUUCAAGCAGAUGGAGCAGGUGGCUCAGUUCCUGAAGGCAGCUGAGGGCUACGGGGUCACCAAGACUGACAUGUUCCAGACUGUUGACCUCUUUGAAGGCAAAGACCUGGCAGCAGUGCAGAGGACCCUGAUGGCUUUGGGCAGCCUGGCAGUGACCAAGAACGAUGGGCACUACCGUGGAGAUCCCAACUGGUUUAUGAAGAAAGCCCAGGAGCAUAAGAGGGAAUUCACGGAUAGCCAGCUGCAAGAGGGAAAGCAUGUCAUUGGCCUACAGAUGGGCACCAACAGAGGGGCCUCCCAGGCCGGCAUGACAGGCUAUGGACGACCUCGGCAGAUCAUCAGUUAGGAGGUGGAGGGCCAGGCCUGAGCCCCUUCCCCAGCUCAUCGGCUAUAGCCAUCCCGCCUAGCCUGCCUCACCGACACCCGUGGAGUUCCCUCAGCCUUGGCCAAGCUUUGAGGCUCUGUCACUGAGCAAAGGUGACUGCACAUGGGCAGCUCUCCCCCACCUCUCAGCCUCAGCCCAACUUCUUCCCCCAAAGCACCACCCCCUUGAACCCCACCCCCCACCUUUACCAUCUCUCCCCACCCUGGGCUAAGCUGGGGGGAAGCGGGCUUGGGGUAGCAUGGGUCUGGGGCAAGUCCACUGUCCGUGGCAGCAGAUGUCCAUUGAAGGAGACCCAGCCUGACCUCCCCCCACUUUUUGCUGGAAAAAUUUUGGGGUCGAAAUUCAAAAAGGAAAAAAAAUAUACAUCAAUCUUUUCUCAGG
Molecule: messenger RNA, 1196 nt
Organism: Choloepus didactylus (southern two-toed sloth)
Lineage: Eukaryota; Metazoa; Chordata; Mammalia; Pilosa; Megalonychidae
Gene: TAGLN
Product: transgelin
Exons: 5
Coding region: 171-776 (201 amino acids)
Molecular function (GO): protein binding
Source: RefSeq, a predicted model, not a curated record